Striga hermonthica is the source of this 483-nucleotide messenger RNA. The record is from the annotation of a GenBank genome assembly. NCBI's taxonomy places the organism in Eukaryota, Viridiplantae, Streptophyta, Magnoliopsida, Lamiales, Orobanchaceae.
AUGUCAUCUGGAUUAAGUUAUAGCCCUUUGAGAUGUAGCCUUGGCUUGCCUGCAAGAGGUCUUGGGUCGCACAAGAAGCAAGUUAUGUUGUUUCAUAAUCUUGGCGUGUCCGUGGAUCAACUCUGUCUGCAAAGAAAUGGUUUGGUUUCAACAACAUGGAGACAUAAGCAAAUCGCUCCUUGCGUGAAAUGUGCAAUGGAUUCAACCUUUGGCGAUGCUGCUAAUGAUUCGACUGCUAUAUUUCCUCGAAUCCACGUGCGAGACCCUUACAAGCGGCUCGGAAUCAGCCGGGAAGCCUCUGAAGAUGAGAUCCAAUCCGCUCGGAGUUUCCUGAUACGAACGCGAAUCAGAUGGGGGAGGUCCCCGGCGUUUCCCAUGAAGCGCUCCUCGACGGGCUCUAGGGAGGUGGCGACCACUGCGAGGUGGUUGCCAGGUGGAGGGCGAAAAUGGGUCUGUGUCUCUUUUAGUGGAUUGUGGCAUUAA